This is a messenger RNA of Chrysemys picta bellii (western painted turtle), 1031 nucleotides long. RefSeq names its product zinc finger protein ZIC 4-like. Lineage: Eukaryota; Metazoa; Chordata; Testudines; Emydidae. The record is from RefSeq and is a predicted model, not a curated record. Gene Ontology annotation, molecular function: RNA polymerase II cis-regulatory region sequence-specific DNA binding; DNA-binding transcription factor activity, RNA polymerase II-specific. Gene Ontology annotation, biological process: regulation of transcription by RNA polymerase II. Gene Ontology annotation, cellular component: nucleus.
AAACAGUAGGUUCUUUUGCUCCUGGAAAUGACGCGUUGCCUAGCGCGGACACGUCCUUGUGCCCCGUCCACACGCGAUCGCUCCGGUCCCGGCUUCGGGUGAGCAUGUGGGUUUCUGUUCUAGGGGAGAAGCCGUUCGUGUGUGAAUUCGCUGGGUGUGACAGGAGGUUUGCCAACAGCAGUGACAGGAAGAAGCACACCCACGUGCACUCGAGCGACAAGCCGUAUCGCUGCAAAGUCAAAGGGUGCGAGAAAUCCUACACCCACCCCAGCUCCCUGCGCAAGCACCUGAAAACGCACCGCAACCUCGAGCCAGCCCUCUCCACCGCCACCACCAAGCCCACGGGGGCGCAGGAGCCGGGGGCUGGCGCCUGCCACUCAUUGGCCCGCCUUGCCGCUUGUCUAGCCAGGUGUGGCCCCUCCAGGUGCCAGGGCAGAGAGAGGGACACUCCGGAGACGGAAAGCGGGGGCGCCCCCCACGCAACCUCCCGCAGUGGGCGUGAGGCCAGACGGACGCCUCUGCCGGCUCGCCCCCAGCUCUGGCGCAAGGUGCCCUCCGAGGGCUCCCGCAGGUCUCCCAGCCCACUCACACUCCCGGCCGGGCUCGGAAAGGGCUGGGAGCCAGGGCACAGCAGGGCCACGGGCGCUGCCCACAGCAGGCCCGAAAGAAACGCUCCCCCUUCCAGGAGAGGGCUCAGUGAGCUCUGACGGGUCACUUCCCCGGGGCCAAAGGGAGCCUUCUUCCCCCUGCCCGCGCCAAGCGCUGGGGAACUGCAGUUCCCUCUGGGAACUGGAUCGUCCACGCCCACGUAUGGUGGGUGGGAAACGCCUGCAACCUCCUUCGGACCUGGGGGUAGCAGCCAAAGGGACUCCCGAAUGCUGGCCUAGGAAUCCAAGCCCGGCUGGUCUCUGCUAAGAUCAGCUCAUUUCCCCACCGGGACGGCAACAACUGGAAAUACAUCGGUCAUCCGCGUCAUGAACCCGAACCUGCGUCUUUGGCAAGUGCUUCGCUAAAGGCCCGUCUCUCUCCCU